CUAUGUUUGGGAGAAGUACCUCGAACCAACGAAUCGAAGCCUGGUGGAGCUACCUGCGACGUCAAGGAAUACACUGGUGGAUAAAUAAACUGAAAGAUUUGCGAGAUACUGGCAAAUUUAAUGCACUUAAUCCGAUACAUAUAGAGUGUGUCCGUUUUUGCCUUAUGGAUGUUCUGCAAGCAGAACUAGACCGUAUUGCAAAACACUGGAAUUUACACAAUAUCCGACCUCAGAAAAGUGUAAACGAACUUCCUUCUGGUAAGCCAGAUAUAUUAUUUUACGUUCCAGAAUUAUUUGGUGGAUACGAAAUGGGGAAAAGUGUUGACGAUAUUGAACUAAAUCUUUGCCAAGAAAUGUAUGCUACCCCCAAACAAAAAGAGAGAGCAGAAUUCCAUGAACUGGCAUACCUUCUUAAGCCAAAUCUACAGAUCCCGUGUAAUGCAAAUGAUGGUUUAAAGUUAUAUGAAGAAUUGAUAUGCCUUUACGAUCAAGAAUGUGACUAGCAUAUGCGCAUGAACAGUAGCAUACUGAACAUAUACAUAUAUAUACGAAUGAUUGCAUAAAUGUCUUUUGAUAAUUUAAAAUAAAGUUGUGAUAUAUUCAAUAACUUGAGUAUUAAAUGGACACAAUGUUUUUGCUUAACAUUACUUCUAUACAGCCCCUUAAAUACUAUAAUUUUCACUUUAGUCUUUAUUUGCAUUAUAAAGGUUUGCUUUACUGACAAUUGAGAUAUAUAAGAAUACUCUUUUGUAUGGUACUUGUGUUAUUUAAUAUCUAAUUUACGAAGUAUUCUUUUGUAUUGUAAGUGUUUCUUUGUUCGACAACUACCAAAAAUGAACAAUUGUCUGUAGACACUGGAAUCUAUGUAACCCAAAUUCUACUAGCUAACAUAUUUACGGAAUUUAUCUCAAAAGAUAAUAUUGCAUCAUUUUCAUAAAUGUAUUUUUCACACACCCGUGCCGAUUUUGAGACUCCGUAAAAAU
Molecule: messenger RNA, 983 nt
Organism: Ruditapes philippinarum (Manila clam)
Lineage: Eukaryota; Metazoa; Mollusca; Bivalvia; Venerida; Veneridae
Exons: 1
Coding region: 3-503 (166 amino acids)
Source: RefSeq, a predicted model, not a curated record